Myzus persicae (green peach aphid) is the source of this 2967-nucleotide messenger RNA. RefSeq names its product PX domain-containing protein kinase-like protein. Gene Ontology annotation, molecular function: phosphatidylinositol binding; ATP binding; protein kinase activity. The transcript is spliced from 10 exons. Gene Ontology annotation, biological process: early endosome to late endosome transport; protein phosphorylation; endosome to lysosome transport. Gene Ontology annotation, cellular component: extrinsic component of endosome membrane; early endosome; late endosome. NCBI's taxonomy places the organism in Eukaryota, Metazoa, Arthropoda, Insecta, Hemiptera, Aphididae. Bases 355 to 2067 code for a protein of 570 amino acids. The record is from RefSeq and is a predicted model, not a curated record.
UCACGGCCUUAGACAGAUUUAAAUAAUACUACUUUCAAGGUGUUAACUUUUUCAUUGUGGUCUUGUGGUCUAUGAUAAGUGAUAACAUUACAACAAUAUUAUUAUUUUUAAUUGUUGUUAUUACUUACUUAAACUACACACCAUUUAGGGUUUCAACUCCAAUUCAUAGCCAUCAACUAAUCGAGAGUGUAGUGCGUCACAGAGUUUACAGGUCUUAUUGGUCUUUUGAUUGUGUUCUGCUACCGGGAUUAUGUAACAUUCUAGGUACUUGUCGUUUUCAUUGUAAUGGUUGAACAAUAUUAUUGGCUUUCUGUGUUUUGAAUUGAUCUGUGGAGGUUUUGAGUUGAGGUGACAAUGUCGAUGUUCGAGAACAGUGCAUCUGUGAAGGACAAAGUUGACGAUACACAUCCAUUGAAAUGCACGAUUCUCAAUUCACGGAACACUAAUGGAUAUACGGAAUACGUCAUAGAAGUGACACGCACUGGAGUUCAGGAUUACACUUGGAAAAUAUUUAAGCGGUACAGUGAUUUUGUGAAGCUUCAAAAUAUGUUAUUCAAGAUGUCAUCUAAAAUCAAUUUGGAUUUACCACCUAAAAAAUACAUUGGAAACAUGGAUCGAAAAUUGGUGAUGCAACGCCAGAAUGCUUUACAAAGCUCUUUAAACACAAUGGUUGAGAAUUUAAUGUUAGCAAAUUCCUUACUAAUCAGAAGCUUUUUGGAUCCAGAAUCAUAUAGUGAAUAUUGUAAAGAAUCUUUAUUUCAAAAAGUUGGGAUGGUACUAAGAGGUAAUCGAGAAUUUGAAUUGUCUAAAGAACUGCCUAAUAUCGGAUGGCGUUUAAAAAGGAAAUCAUUUUUAUCCAAAUGGAAAAAAGAUCCAAAACAAGAACUUUUAUUGUCAUGGACUGAAUGUGGUCCUGACCUAUCACUUAAACAGCUGGAUUUAGUUACAGUAUUAAAAUCUAUCUCUAGUAUAAUACAUCCGCUCAUAGACAUUCCCGUGAUACUGCCAAGUCCUGAAGGAUAUAUAUUAUCAGUUCAUAAUAUUCAAGUUGGUAGUUUGAGAGAUCUACUCUAUCAAACAACACCGUUACAACCUUUCUUAAAAAAAUAUUGGGAUAAUUCUUCUCACGUUUAUUUACCAGAUCAAACUAUGGUGUCCUAUAUUAAACAGAUCUUAUAUGGACUGAAAUUUUUACACGAUAAUCAUAUCCCUUAUGGUCAUUUGCAUUCUGGAAAUGUUUUGGUCUGUGAUAUUGAAAAUAUUAAACUAACCGGCAUUGAAAAUAGUACUUUAGGUUUACCUUCAUAUUAUCGUUCAUAUGUAGUACAGCUUGGAAAAAAACGUAUACAAAGUUUAAACGAUGUUGAUAUAUAUGGAUUUGGUCAUAUAUUAUAUGAGUUUACGGAGAAUGAGCCUUUAACAAGGCCUUUUUGUGAACACUUUUCUCAAAAAACUUCAUUAAAUUUGAUAAAACAAAUGAAAACUAUACUUGCACCUCCUUCAUCAAAAUUACUUAUGCCAAGUGUGAACUCAAUAAUAACAAAUUUAAAACAUGCACGAAUGAUAGAUGAACAAAAAGACCCAUCAUUUUUUAAAUGUAAAAUACCAGCUUUAAUAAAAGAACAUUAUAUCCUAAUCGCAGAAAAAUGCAUGUCUAGAAUUUUUGAAGACCAAAAAAAAAUCGCAUUAGAAAAACGUCAUAAAAAAAUUUAUAAAAUAAUUCAUGACACAGAAAAAUGUUCAGAUGCAACACGAUCAAAACAUUUUGAUUUUCAUUCAAUCAAAAGCAAUAGUUCACUUGAUAUCAACAAUCGAUCACAUAGCUCUAGUAGUAACAGUACAUUAACUUCUACAGGAUCUGAUAUACAAAAUAAUAUCAUUGCUGUUAAUUCAUCGUCUUUAGCAUCCAACCCUCCUCCACCACCACCGCCACCACCACCACCACUAUCAACAACAACAACAACAACUAUUCCCAUUAUUUCUUCUCAAUCAAAUAAUCAGAGAAUGGCUUUAUUAUCUUCUAUUAGUAUGUUUGAUACAAAUAAACUAAAGAAAAUUGUGAAGUAAUAAAAUAAAAUGUUUUAGAUAUUUAAAUUAGCAAAAAUGUUGUUUCAUUAUAUGUAUUUUAAAUUGUUCCUAAGGUGCUAUUGAUUAUUUUUUAAGAAAAAUAAUUAUUUUUGAUACAAUUUAAAUUACUGAUUUCAAGGGUUGUCAUAACUUUUUGACUGCUGAUUGUAUUUUUUCUUUAUUACUAUAAUGUUAUGAACAUUGUCUAUUGAACAUAAAAUAUUUCAAUUUUAGUAAGUUAAUCAAUAUCAUAUUUUUGUAACAUUUUUCUUAAUGAAACAAAUAUUUAUAAAAUGUUAUUAUUUUUAUAUAGAAAUGACUUUAAAAUUUAACUGUUACAUUAAUUCGGAAACUGAUAAAAAUAACCAUGUUGCAUUGUAAUAUAUCUUCAUGACUAUUUAAAAUAAGAUAUUUUAUAAUAUUAUUAAUAUAAUACUAUUUGUUUUCCUUUUUUUAAAUGUCCAAUUCAUUUUUGCCAUAAAAAUAAAAUACCUAUUAUUGUUAUUAUUUAUUUUCAAUAACAUAAAUUAUAAUUGUAACCAAAAUUAUAUUUAAUUUGUUUGUUUUAAGUUUGAUUAGUUACAUAUAAAACAACUACUAUAUUAAAACAGUAAAUAUUUGUUAUUAUGUGUGAUAAACAAAACAUGUGUAAAAAUGACAUAUUUAGUUACAGAGAUUAAGAAAAAUCUAAACAUAUUUAUUCAUGUUUCAGUGUCUAAUGUAUGUUUUACCUAGUUAUUCUAUGAAUUCCAGUAUUAAAUAUUACCUAUAAAAGAUAUAAAUCAAUAAUUAAAUGUACAAGACAAAUUGACAUCUAAAAAGUACCAAUGUUUCCAUUUUAUAUAUAUUGUCAUUUUUAUAUUAUUUAUUUUAGCUAUCAUGUUAUUUUAAUAUUUUAUC